CUGAUCGUAACUGUUCAGGAUAAAAUGGCAACUGAACCUGUCAACGUGAACGAGUUCCAAGAAUUGGCGAAGAAGAUCCUUCCAAAAAUGUACUAUGAUUUCUACACUGGAGGAGCUGAGGACCAGCACACACUAAAACAGAAUGUUGAGGCGUUUCAAAGAAUCUUACUACGACCAAGAGUUCUUGUAGAUGUUAGCAGAAUAGAUAUGUCAACAACUGUAUUGGGUUUCAAAAUCUCCGCACCUAUUAUGAUUGCUCCAACUGCUAUGCAUCAAUUAGCUCAUCCCGAAGGAGAGGUCGCCACUGCUAGAGCAGCGGAUGCAUGCAACACCAUCAUGGUAUUGUCGUUCUCGUCCACCCGCACCAUAGAGCAAGUUGCUGCGAGCUGCAAUGCUGUUCGGUUCUAUCAGUUAUAUGUACUCAGUCCUUCUCAAGCGCUUUAUUUAUCAUCAUUGUGUUGUUCUAGUUUUCCUCAGGGCAAAAACA
Morus notabilis is the source of this 487-nucleotide messenger RNA. RefSeq names its product peroxisomal (S)-2-hydroxy-acid oxidase GLO4-like. The record is from RefSeq and is a predicted model, not a curated record. NCBI's taxonomy places the organism in Eukaryota, Viridiplantae, Streptophyta, Magnoliopsida, Rosales, Moraceae. The transcript has 4 exons. The annotation marks the transcript as partial. Gene Ontology annotation, molecular function: oxidoreductase activity.